This is a messenger RNA of Anopheles aquasalis, 2744 nucleotides long. RefSeq names its product phosphatidylinositol-3-phosphatase SAC1 (gene Sac1). The record is from RefSeq and is a predicted model, not a curated record. Gene Ontology annotation, cellular component: endoplasmic reticulum. Lineage: Eukaryota; Metazoa; Arthropoda; Insecta; Diptera; Culicidae. Gene Ontology annotation, biological process: phosphatidylinositol dephosphorylation. Gene Ontology annotation, molecular function: phosphatidylinositol-4-phosphate phosphatase activity.
CAGAGGCUGUGCGUGGCCAACAGCAGGGCAGAGAGCAGCAAGUUUGCAGUGGCACCGCCGUCCGAGCUUCGUGUAUCGUCAUCGAUUUUCGUCCGUUUCGUCGGGGAAGGAAAACAGUGAAAAUGGCGCUACCGCUCCACAACGAUAUGCUGCUGUACACCACGCAGCACAGUUUCCUGAUCGAACCGAGAGGCAUGAAAGAACAUCUGAUUAUCGAUCGAAUCACCGGAAACGUUACGCUGAACGCCUCGGAAGGCGUGUCACAUCUACCGAUCGAAGGAAGCGACACACGCCCAAUUUGCGGCAUCCUGGGCCUGAUUACGUGCGUUAGCGGACCGUACCUAGUGGCGGUAAAGCACAGGGUACCAAUCGGAUGGCUGGAGAACCAGGAAAUCUAUCGGCUGGCGGGUGUCUACGUGAUACCGUUGCGAGAACCAAGCUUCCAGCAGGAGGUGGACGACAGGCUGUGCACUAGGGCAAUUGAGAGCGUCCUCGCUACGCCCUUCUUCUACUUCUCGUACAGCUACGAUCUAACACAGUCGAUGCAGCGAUGCCGGGAGCUGCGCGGCACGACCAGCAUGUACGAGCGAGCGGAUACACGUUUCGUCUGGAACCAUGCGCUGCUGGAGGAAUGGUAUCGACCGGAGUUUCAACGCUACUGUUUACCGCUGAUGCACGGCUUCAUGUGUAUCAACGGUGCUACAAUCAACGGACAUAAUAUUGGCUGGGCGUUGAUUUCCAGGCGGUCGCGUGAACGCGCCGGCACCCGGUUGUUUACGCGCGGCAUCAAUUCCAGCGGCCAAGUGGCUAACUAUGUUGAAACGGAACAAAUCAUUGCGUGCGGCUCGGAGCGGGUAUCUUUUGUGCAGACGCGCGGUAGCAUUCCACUGUACUGGCAGCAGACACCGAACCUGGCGUACAAACCGGCACCGCAGCUGCUACCGGACGGUGACCAUUUGAUUGCCUGCUCGAAGCACUUCUACGACCAGUGCAGUCGGUACGGACGCCAGGUACUGAUCAAUCUGGUUGACCAGCGCGGGGCGGAAGGCGUGCUGGCGAAGGCGUAUGAGGAUACGAUUACGGCGUUCGCCAAUCCAGCCCUCCGAUACGAGGCGUUCGAUUUCCAUCGGGAGUGCCGCAAGCUGCGCUACGAUCGGGUGAGUCUGCUGAUGGACCGCAUUGCGGCCGCACAGGACGAGUUCGGUGUAUUCCACUGCACCGUGUACGAGGCGGGAACGCCGGCGAUGGUGCACUCGCUGCAGCGCGGUGUCUUCCGCACGAACUGCAUCGAUUGUCUCGAUCGGACGAACGUGGUGCAGAGUGAGCUCGCCAAGCGUAGCCUCGAGCAGACGCUCAUUAAGCUGCACGUGCUGGAUCGCGGUACAAAGCACAUCGAACCCAAGUCUAGCUUUGACAAUGUCUUUAAAGCGGUAUGGGCCGAUAAUGCCGAUCUGGUAUCGCUUCAGUACUCCGGCACCCGGGCCCUGAAGACGGACUUUACACGCAUAGGCAAGCGCACGGUCCAGGGUAUGCUGCGUGAUGGACGCAGCUCGCUCAUUCGCUAUUGCUACAAUAACUUCGCCGAUGGCGUGCGGCAAGAUGAGAUCGACUUCUUUCUCGGCACAUUCCGUGAACCAGGCGGUCGCCCCAUCUUCCCCAUCGUGCCUCGUCAACGUUCGCGCGCCAUGACCAUUCUCAUCUGCCUGACGCUACCGAUUGCCGUCGCCGUCAUGCUCAUCAUCUUCUCCAAGGAGUACACCAGCGAUGUCGUGAUUUUCUUUUUGUGUUGUAUGGCGCUGGCAGUGUUCAUCCUCUUCUACAUACGGAACAAUCCGCUCGAGUUCGUCGACUGGCCGCAGCUUGAUCGGUUGAAGCAGCUCUAAAGGGGGAUAUAAAGGGCAUUCUGAUCGGGCAUCGAUCAAUCGUUCCUUUUUUUCCUAUUGGUUUGUUCAUAGUUCUGUAUAAUUGUGCAUUCGAAGGUUAGCGUUAAGUACUGCUUCAGGUGCGAACAAUGACCUCAUGACCAAUAUUCCUUUUUUUUUUGUUUUACUUUCGUUUUAUUCAUUUAAUUGUUUUCCAACAACAUACGAUCAUGGUCAAAGCUAUGGUUUAGGUAACAAUCUUAUUCAUUUCCAUUGCUUAUGUUAGGAGGCCCUUGGAUGCUCAUUAUGAUUGCGAUACUAUAGCGCGAUAAUUUGUUUGUGCAAUCAAAUUGACCGCAAGUGUGCAACACUAUAAGAUUGUGCUAUAUAUUGUCAAUAUAAUUCACAACCUUUUAGCGUUGGCCACACACGUGCAAUAUAUGUUGAGCAAAUAGUGCAUGGAUGCGAAUACUGUGCAAUGAUAUUGGGCGACUAGGGGCUGCUUUAUACUUAUGAAUUUAAACCGGUGGUAGCAGUAGAAGGAUGGUAGCUCAGAUUGUGAGAGUUAGAGAAAUAGCACCGGAGAAGGACGGACAGGUAGAUGGAAACAAGGGCACUAUCAAUACCAGCGUUUCAACAUUUUCAACUUCCACAAUUGUUCGGGCAUUUUCCUCUCGUUUAUAUUAUUGCCGGGAGAUUAGGGUAGGAAGUCUCGGAGGAGAACAAAACAACAUAAGAGCAAUUAAUGCCUUUGCCAAACAAGCGAAAAUGAGCGGUUAGUAGAAUGUCAGGGCGCACGGUUCAUAUGGUCAUACAAGCAGUAGCAGCAUUCAAUAAAAAAGGUUCGAGUCACGCGCAUUCCGAUUCGCUGUGCACCAUCCA